Messenger RNA from Suillus paluster, 393 nucleotides. RefSeq lists its product as uncharacterized. The record is from RefSeq and is a predicted model, not a curated record. The coding region runs from base 1 to 393 and encodes 130 amino acids. The transcript has 2 exons. NCBI's taxonomy places the organism in Eukaryota, Fungi, Basidiomycota, Agaricomycetes, Boletales, Suillaceae.
AUGCCUCACAUCUGCAGAUUCUGCGGCAAGGAGUUUCCAUCAAGAGGACACGUCAAUAAACAUAUAGCUGUCCGCCCUGAAUGUAGAAGGCAAUGGGAGAUGCUGGUCAGUGAAGAUACUACAGACAAUGAAGGUGGCCUACCAGAGGGCUCAUUUUUCCUGCUUCGGUGCUCACGAUCCAAUUCCCUCAAUGAGGACAACCCAGCAGCAUCCAAAAAUCGGCGGGUGACGGUUGAGGAUGCUGCCGAUGAAGACAAGGACAAGGCCAAUGAAGACAGGGACAAGGCAGGGCCAAUGAUUCUCAAAAGCGGUGACGCAUUUGAGCGACACCUGAAGUACGCCCCGGUCCUGGUCGGAAACCUGGAGCUCCAGCUCGGUUUGAUAUGGCAUUGA